UCGAGGGUGCAUCGUGGCGGAAUGCCUGCUAGAUUUUCAUCUAGACAAUCUUCAUGCAUUAAUUGAGUCACAGAACAUGUUUAUCGAAGCAUGUGUCCGCCACGCACUGCUACCACCCAUUACCUGGCUCGUACCACCUGCACCUGCGAUGCCGCUACGCCAGUGAGUGACAUGAUUCCUUGUACAGCUUUUUUCUCGUCUCAUUUUCACACCCUUCUUUCUGGACUUCAGACUGUUAGGUAGAUUCUUCAGCCUUUUUGCAUGUCUGGUUUCUCCAACGUCACCCCCGCCACUACUCUUUUUUUCUCCCUUUAGCCCAAAGCAGCACAUACACAUGUCAAUGUCCUUCCAAUGACCCAAGGAUCCUAGUAACUCGCCUUCAGACCACCUUACAUGGCGAACGAUACCUCAUCUGUGCCACACCAUGGCACUGUAUCCAAUGGCCGGACCAACAGCCAUGCUGACAACACCAGCCUCGAUGACUAUGACUCAAAGGCCCUUGAAAAUGCAGUCACGUCGACUGAGUCAAUUCCAACUCAUCCUUUGGGAGUGAAACCGCUGGGCAACCAGUAUCUCUCGGACCGUCCGAACGCUCGGAAAGACAUCGGGUACCUGAAAAUUUUGCCCGAUGAGGCUCUUAUGCUCCUUUUGGAGUAUCUCGACGAGGAUCGUCUUCGAAAUCUUGGCUACACAUCCAGGUUCCUCUACGCAUUCUGCCGGUCGGAUGAUUUGUGGAAGACGCUAUUCCUUCAAUCUCACAGCUCAGGAAGAUUCGAGGGCAAAUGGCAGGGAUCUUGGAGGGCUACCCAGUUGAAGCUCUCGUCAGAGCAACAAGCAGUCAUUGACUGCAAUAAUGUCUUCUCUGACGUUCUACACAGACCCUUUGUCUGCAGCCAUGUAGACUUGAAGCAGUUCACCUCAAGGAUACCAACUCGCAAUAUGAUUCGGCGCAUGGAAACGCUGACCUACGAGGACUUUUCUGAAAACUGGACCGAUACCCCUUUUGUUCUAACCAAAUACAUCCAAAAAUGGCCUGUUUGCCACGGAUGGACUAUCGAUACCAUAUCGAAACACUACCACGAUGUAGAAUUUCGCGCAGAGGCUGUUGACUGGCCCUUUUCGACAUACAACGAGUAUAUGAACAAUAACGAUGACGAGAGUCCUCUCUAUCUAUUCGACAAAAAGUUCGCCGAAAAGAUGAAGAUCACGAUUGGCCAAGAGGAGGGGGCAGCUUAUUGGAAGCCCGAGUGCUUUGGUCCGGAUUUGUUCGAGCUUCUGGGAAAGGAACGACCUGCCCAUCGCUGGCUCAUCAUCGGGCCUGAACGGAGUGGAUCAACUUUCCACAAGGACCCCAACGGUACGAGUGCAUGGAACGCGGUGAUCCAAGGUGCGAAAUAUUGGAUCAUGUUUCCACCCACGGCCAUGGUUCCAGGAGUGAUUGUCUCGCAGGACAGCAGCGAGGUCACUAGCCCCUUGAGCAUCGCAGAAUGGCUUCUCGAGUUUCAUGCAGAAGCCCGUCGGUCACCCGACUGCGUCGAGGGUAUCUGCCAAGAGGGGGAAAUUCUAUAUGUGCCUAGUGGAUGGUGGCAUCUAGUGGUCAAUUUGGAGAGCGGAAUCGCACUGACCCAAAACUUUGUACCGAGCAACCAGCUCUCCGAAGUCAUUUCAUUCUUAAGGGACAAGCCAGACCAGGUUUCUGGCUUCAAGCAAGAGGUAGCUGAUCCAUACGCAUUGUUCAUCGAGCGACUGCGCCAAGAACAGCCAGAAUUGCUAGAGCAGGCCCUCCUGCUUUUGGAGAAGAAGAGCAUCCAGAAAAAGAGGAAGUGGGAGGAAGCAGUAGGCGGAGGCCAGGCAGAGGCCAACGGAGGUGGCUUCAGCUUCGGGUUCGGGGAUGACCUGGAUGAUGAUGAAAUUCCUUGAGCAGCCUAUUGUAGAUGACAAUAUGGCAUGGUAGAGCAUGACGAUUUU
Messenger RNA from Colletotrichum acutatum, 1968 nucleotides. RefSeq names its product F-box domain-containing protein. Lineage: Eukaryota; Fungi; Ascomycota; Sordariomycetes; Glomerellales; Glomerellaceae. The transcript is spliced from 2 exons. The coding region runs from base 394 to 1920 and encodes 508 amino acids. The record is from RefSeq and is a predicted model, not a curated record. Gene Ontology annotation, cellular component: nucleus. Gene Ontology annotation, molecular function: cis-regulatory region sequence-specific DNA binding; protein binding.